Brenthis ino (lesser marbled fritillary) is the source of this 1629-nucleotide messenger RNA. The record is from the annotation of a GenBank genome assembly. NCBI's taxonomy places the organism in Eukaryota, Metazoa, Arthropoda, Insecta, Lepidoptera, Nymphalidae.
AUGACUGAGCAUACAGAGAAAAAGGAACCUAAGAUAAAAUUGUUAAGAUGUAUGGAAUGGCUGCAAAACCAAAAUGAUCCAGAAAAGUUAUCUUCGCCAAACAAAAAUGAUGAACAAUUUAUCAUUGAAUUUGAAACUAAAGCACAGCGCAAAAAUGUUGUACCUGCGGUGGCGGAUGAUAUAGCGACAGUACCAGCUGGAAUCGACGAACCUGCCAUUGAACCAAAGGCUGUGCCUUUACGUCUUUUGCGAAAAGAAAAUUUACUUAUGGAAUGUGAGUGGCAGGCAUGUAAGUGCUAUUUCAAUGAUUACCAAGUGUUUCAAAAACAUGUAGCAAAGCAUGUGUCUGAUCUACAUGUCACUGAAGUUAAUGGAAGUGUCCAAUAUGUAUGCUUAUGGGAUGUUUGUGGUCACAGUACAAAUGACUUUCCUGAAAUGGUUCGCCAUAUUAACUACCAUGCAUAUCAUGCAAAACUUUUGGCAAUUGGUUUCAAUGGAAGAGCAACAUUGAAAUUAGAGAGAUGUCAAAAAGACUCAAGCAAAAGAAAUAUGUUGCCUGCGCUAAUAGCUGAUCAUUGCUGUAUGUGGGUUGGGUGUACAGAAAGUUUUAACUCUAUACAGAUGUUCUUUGACCACGUGCAACACCAUAUAAAUUACUCGGAAGAUUUCCUUUGUUCCUGGGCUGGAUGUGGGGCAGUGUUUCACCGACGGGUUUUACUCACAAUGCAUGUCAGAUCUCAUACGCGAGAGAGAGUGAUUGCUUGCUUCCAUUGUGGACACCAUUUUGCAUGUAAUAGAAAGCUGUCAGACCAUUUGUUGCGACAGACGGUGUCGGGGGUGGGAGGCGUGCACGCGUGCUCGCUGUGCGGGCUGGCGAGCGCGACGGCGGCGCUGCGGCGCGAGCACGAGCGCCAGCACGUGUCGGCGUACGCCUGCGCGCUGUGCGACAUGUCGGCGCCGUCGCGCACCGCGCUCGCGCACCACGUGCGCUACCGCCACCUCGCCGGCGACACCAGGACGCACAAGUGUCCGCACUGUGCGUACAAAGCAGUUACAAAGUGGGACCUACGCAAGCACAUACCGACGCACACACGCAAAAAGAAACUGAAGCUCAAGCAAGAGCGUAAAGAAAGCACAAGUGAUAUAGAAAUAUCCGACGAAGAAGAAGUGAAAGAAGAGAAAAAGAAGAAAGUUGGAAAGAAAUACGCGUGUCACAUGUGCCCUGAAAAAGAAGUGAAAGUUUUUUCACGUGGAACAAGAUUGACUACGCAUUUAGUUAAAGUGCACGGAGCUCAGUGGCCAUUCGGGCAUAGUAGGUUUAGAUAUCAAAUAAGCGAAGAUGGCAUGUACAGACUGACGACCACACGAUUUGAAUUUGAAGAUGUAUCUAAGAAAAUAGUAGAUGGUUAUAGCUGGCCUAAAGAAUCUUUAACAAACAAAUUUGAAUUCGAUCUGAAACAAAUAGCUGAAGCCACGGAGACUUCACCGAAGAGAUUUGAAAUCACAUUGAAGAAGAAUGAAGUCAAAAAGGAAAAUGAUGUGAAUACAGCAGUGGAAAUUAUGAUGUGUGAUGUCGAUGAACAUGGGAAUAUAAUUAGUACUGAGACUAUUACAGAUGUUAUAUACAGU